Messenger RNA from Lepidothrix coronata (blue-crowned manakin), 2285 nucleotides. It is a transcript of the gene CCDC174, whose product is annotated as coiled-coil domain containing 174. The record is from RefSeq and is a predicted model, not a curated record. Gene Ontology annotation, cellular component: nucleus. The transcript is spliced from 11 exons. Lineage: Eukaryota; Metazoa; Chordata; Aves; Passeriformes; Pipridae. Bases 33 to 2147 code for a protein of 704 amino acids.
GGCAGGGCCGCACGGAAGGCGGCGGGUCCGCCAUGGACCGGAGGAAGAAGCCGUUGGACGUGGCCGCGUCCUCGCUGGUAGAUCUAAAAGCCGAACUCUUCCGAAAGCAAGAGGAAUUCAAGAAAGAAAAGCUAUUGAAAGAUGCUGGUGUCUUUGCAAAGCCCAGAACUUCUAAUAAGAAACCAAGCAUCUGGACCAAACAAAACACAGGAGUUGCAAAUCGAGCCUCAAAAGAUGUUGAGCAGAAGACAGAAGAGCAGGACAUAUUGGAUCAAUCAAGGAAGAAGCUAGAAGAGAAAGCAAAGCUGUAUGAGAAAAUGACAAAAGGCGACUUUCCAGAUGAAGAAGCCGAGGAUUUGUACCUGGUGGAUUUCACUCAGAAGAUCAUAGACAAAAGGCACGAAGUGCAGGAGCUGGGUCAGAGCAAAGCUGCUGGAAAGACUUCAGAAAGAGAGUCAGAUGAUGAGGAAACUCAACUUGAAGCAGACAUUCCACCGCCCGAGGACCCGGAGGAAGAAUGGGUUGAUUAUGUUGAUUUCUUGGGCCGAUCUAGACGCUGUAUGAAGAAGGAUUUGCCAAGUCUACUUAAAAUGGAUCAGGAACUUCAAGGGAAAAGACAAGAACCUGAUGGGAAUACUCUGUUAUCUGAAGAUAUGAGAAGAGAACUUCAGAGGCAGCAGUGGGAAAAGGAAGAAGAAGAAGCCCUCAGAAAACCCAUGGGACCCAUACAUUAUGAGGACAUUCGAGAAAAUGAGGCCAGACAGCUUGGUGUUGGUUACUUCGCCUUUUCUCGGGACCAAGAACUCAGGCAUAAACAACGGGCAACGCUGGACAUGCUGAGGGAGCAGACACUUGAUCAGAGAACUAAACGUGAACAGCUAAAAGAGAAGAGAAAGGCAGCUCUAGAUGCAAGGCUGUCCAAACUUCGAGCACGGAAGGUUAAAAAGUUAAGGGAAGCAGGAUUAGAAGAAGAGGCAGAAAAACUGGAGAAUGGAGAGCUGAAAGCUGUUACUGAGGAGCCAGAACCUCCGAGAAUUACUGCAGCAAGCAGGAAGGUGGAGGUUGUCAUCCAGGAGAGAAGAGAUACAAAGCCUGGCGUGCCUUAUGUCCGAGAGUGGGAUAAAGGCAAAGAACUGAUGUUUGGGCUGUGGGAAAAGAAACAGGAAGAACUUAGAGAUGAGCGAGAUCCAGAAUUUGCACCACCUUCUGAUUACUAUUUGGGACAAAAGAAAGAUGAUAACUACCGAAGUCGAAAUUUGAACAGUCCUGAAACCUCCUCUGAAAAACUGGAAACAGAGAGGGCACAGAACCAACAGAUGCCAUCGGUGCAGGGCAGUGGCAGCAGCGCUGGUUCCAACAGCAACGUUCAGGAUAAGGCAGCACCAGCAGAGGCCUCUGGCCAUGACACUCAGGAGGCAUCGUCGUCAGGGGAGGAUGACAGCAGUGACGAUGAGGACAGGCUGCCCCCAGCACAGGGUUAUGGCUACGGUGCCCAAGCUGUGCCGCCACCAAUGCGGGCUUAUGGCUACGGAGCCCGGGCUGUGCCGCCCUCCAUGCCAGCAUACGGAUACGGCGCUCCCGAGGUGCCUUUUCCAGUGCAGGCUUAUGGCUAUGGCACGCCAGGGAUGGUGCCACCAAUGCACGGCUACGGCUACGGAGCUCACGAGGUGCCCUUUUCAAUGCAGGCUUAUGGCUACGGCACCCAGGAUGUGCCACCGGGAAUGCAGCCCUGUGGCUGCAGCGCCCAGGAUGUGCCGCCAGGAAUACACACCUGUGGCUGCAGCGCCCAGGAUGUGCCGCCAGGAAUACACACCUGUGGCUGCAGCACCCAGGAUGUGCCACUGGGAAUGCAGACCUGCGGCUGUAUCACCCAAGAUGUACCACCAGGAGUACACACCUGUGGCAGCAGCACCCAAGAUGUGCCGCCAGGAACACAGGUCUGUGAUUGCAGCACCCAGGAUGUGCCACCAGGAACACACACCUGUGGCAGCAGUGCCCAAGAUGUGCCACCAGGAACGCAGGCCAGUGGCUGCAGCACCCAGGAUGUGGCACCUCCAGUGCAGACCGACAGCAGUGACGCCCCAAAGCAGGAACCACUUUACCAAAGUUUAGAUGAUAUGCUGUCUUAUUACAGACAAGUGACUUGAGCUGAGCAAAAAGAUAGGCAAAAACCAUGAUCUAAAGAACUGAAAUAGAAUUAUCUGCUCAGCAAGAAUAUUAUUUUCCCACAUGUGGGAAAAACAAGUUUCUGUAAGUAGAUCACAAUAAAUCUCAUGAACACCUAA